Messenger RNA from Physella acuta, 1640 nucleotides. RefSeq names its product corticotropin-releasing factor receptor 2. Lineage: Eukaryota; Metazoa; Mollusca; Gastropoda; Physidae. Gene Ontology annotation, molecular function: G protein-coupled peptide receptor activity. Gene Ontology annotation, biological process: adenylate cyclase-modulating G protein-coupled receptor signaling pathway; cell surface receptor signaling pathway. Gene Ontology annotation, cellular component: plasma membrane. The record is from RefSeq and is a predicted model, not a curated record.
GGUGACAUAGUAUAAAUGCUGGGUGCAAGUAAGGACGUUCUACAGAUUCAAUGCAGAUAAAUGAACCGGAGAUUCUUGGGAGAGAAAUGGAACCCUUAACCUGUCGACCACGAUAGUUCGCUCUCUCUUUACUUAAAAUUCUCGAAUGAAAGGAAUAAAAGAUAGAGCUGUUCUACAAUGAAUGAAAGCGGUGAGCUAAACAAAACAGACAUAAACACAACUAUCAUCAACUCUGAGCUUUAUAACGCAGGUGACGAUUACAUUGUAAUGAUAAUGACUCACUUUUACUUGUAUGGCGGUUCUAUAAAUGUAGCAAUUCUGAUACCUACGGUGGCCGUACUGAGCUGUUGCAAAUCAGUAUGGAGCUACCGUAACACGAUACACAUCAACCUCCUCGCUAGCUUUCUACUUAGGUUUACCACGGAGUUGAUCUUUGUUGGAUCUCUCUAUGCUGGAUAUAUUAUUGAGGAACUGGGUAUGAAAAUCAUCUACUACAUCUUUAACUAUGUGUGUUUGGCCACCUUCAUGUGGAUGCUGGUUGAAGGACUCUACCUGCAUUUCAUUCUUGUCUUACGGCCCUUCCAAGACAGCAAGCCACCAUUUUUACUUUUCUACUUCAUUGGCUGGGGUAUUCCAGGAUUGACGCUAAUCACUUGGUCGCUGUGUUUGCAUUUCAGCAAAUUAAGCCCCUUGGAUUAUAAUGCUGAAACAGUCAAAAUUGCAUACAUUAUAACAGUCCCCAUUAUACUCUGCUUGGUGAUCAAUUUUAUUAUCGUCAUAAACUUAAUCAGGAUCAUUUUGACAAAACUUACUUCAAAGAAUAACACAGAAGCAAGAAAAUUGUGGCAGGUGUCCAAAUCAAUGAUGAUUCUGAUAUUUUUGCUUGGCCCAAUACAUCUUGUGUUUGCUUUCCCGAUGUAUAGCGAUCAUAACCCCACGUUACAUCAUGUGUACAUGGUUUAUAAUAUCGUGGCUCCACAUGUACAGUCCAUUAUCUGUGCCAUUUUCAGUUUAUCAAGUGGAAAGGUACCACAAACCUUCACGCGUCGAUGGUCACGGUUCAAAGACUUGCAGGCGAUCCAAAACAUAACGUCACAAAAACGUAAAAGGUCAUCGAACACCACAGUCUCAACACAAGUCCCUAGUAGCCUUGGCAAGGACGAGUCAGUGUACUUAAAAUUAGAACAAUUAGGGGCGAUAACCGAGGUCACAGAACAAGGGGAGACUAGCAUUAACCACGCAUCCAAGGAGAUCCAAUGAAAUGUUUUAUAGCAAAUUUUCCUUUUUUGCUCUAUACAACUGUAUAUCUGAACAACGGAACGGCAUGAGGAUAUAGACACAACGCGUAAAAAAAAAACUAUGUACUUUUCUGGCACGCCGAGGAUUGCUCAUGAAAAAAACCCUCAUUAAAUAGCUUCACACAUAAAACUUUAAAUAACAGUGUUUUAUAUCGAGAAAAGUCGAGUGUAUGAGGAGCCCAUGAAAUAGUUUGGAGAAAGGAAAGUUGAGUAUGAGCUAGUUAACGUCAAAGGUUAUGUGUAGACUGUAUGUUAUAUGAGAAACGUGUGAUGAUUUAUUGGUGAAAAAGUGACGUUAAAUACGGCUUAAGGGUUAUGAUAUGGGUAAUGAAUAUGGCUUAU